AAAGGCAAGCCUAGAGACUAGAUCGCCUUGGGAGUCACUGGCCAUGCCCACUCUGCUGCUCCCGCUGCUGCUACGGACGCUGCUGGCCCGCCUGCUACUGCCUGCUGCCCGCCUGGCCCGCCGGCACUUCCUGCCCCUGCUGCGCCGGCUGGCCCACCGCCUGGGCUCUCAGGAUAUGCGAGAGGCUUUGCUGGGCUGUCUGUUGUUUGUCCUCAGCCAGAGACACCCGCCCGAUGCUGGGGAGGCCUCCAGAGUGGCCCGCCUGGAGAGGAGGGACAGGCUAGCCUCCCAAAAAUGAGGCCAUGAAUCCUGGUAGCAGCUGUAUCCCUGAAACGCUUUCUUUUGGAGUGAGACAGUCCUGGCAGAAGACAUGGUGGGGGACUGAGCAUGAGAGGGGUCCGGCCAGGACAUGCCUCCCCACUCCCCCACUCCCAGCAGAGAUGAUUGAAGGAUGCUCUGCAUUUAGCAGAAAACCCAUCAUUAUCCCUCCCUCC
This is a messenger RNA of Eubalaena glacialis (North Atlantic right whale), 494 nucleotides long. RefSeq names its product myomixer, myoblast fusion factor (gene MYMX). The record is from RefSeq and is a predicted model, not a curated record. The transcript has a single exon. Bases 44 to 298 code for a protein of 84 amino acids. Gene Ontology annotation, biological process: skeletal muscle organ development; myoblast fusion. NCBI's taxonomy places the organism in Eukaryota, Metazoa, Chordata, Mammalia, Artiodactyla, Balaenidae. Gene Ontology annotation, cellular component: Golgi membrane; endoplasmic reticulum membrane; plasma membrane.